UUUGUUUUUUUCUACCGCCUGAUCAUUCCGCGCGCUUUAUAAAGACAGCUGCUCUGGCUGCCAUGCAUCUCGUCCUAGAAGAAGCAUGCAGAAACCGCUGAGAGAGCUGAGCCGUUUGUGCUUAGGUACAGCCGUGUCGGGGGGCGGUGGGGGCGGGGGUGGAGGUGGCCUGCAACACGUAUCCGCCGAGAUAUGUGACGAGGCUAAGGGUGGGCUGCCCCUGCUACAGGUAUGGCCCAGCGACUCGCCCAGAGGCGAGGCUGAUGGUCAAGCGCAAACUUUCGUGUUUCCCGACACUCAGGAGAGCGUAACUGACAGCGGAAUCGAUUCGAUACAGGUUUCUCCGUCGCCUUGUGGGCCGAUUUGUUCCGGAAGUCCCACAACGACACCUCAGCCGUCACGUCGGCCAAGUCUGCUGCAUCCGGAUCACGCGCGGCUUCAUCUUCAUCAUCUUCAUCACCACCACACUAGUGGCGGUUCAAAGUGCCCCUCAUCGCCGGAUAGGAACUCGUCCAUUGACGAAGACCCGCCACCCGGACCCCCAAGUCCGUCUAGCUCGACUACUAGCAGUUUACACUCAAUGCCCAGUUCUGCCAUGGCCUCGACGCAUUCUCAGGAUAGGAGACGAAGCAGCAGGUACAGCAUGUUCGACGCAUUGGACUUGGAGUACGCGUUGCUACGAGCAGCAGCGAGGGGUUCGGUGGGUCCCUAUUCGCUCUCGGAGUCGCUUCACAAGCUCACCUUCACCCAAAGCCUCGCAUUUCCGGCACUCGCUCGGGGUCUGGCCUCGAAGCAGAGCCGCCUGCCGGCUGCGCGGCCGAAGCAGGACGCGGAAACCGGUCUGAACGCGUUCGCUAAGGUCGUAACCGCCCUGGUGCUCGUUCUUGUCAGCGUCCUCGUCUUCGGUGUGGUCUACAAGUUUGUGAGGACGUGAGGGUGGCUUUUGGGUCCCAGCGGGGACCAAGCUGGCGCUCGUCACGACUCUGCUCAUAGAAAUCACGACGACUCUCCGGCCGGAAGACUCUUCAGCAACACCUGAACGCCUUCAUCUUCGUUCUUCCGGGUCCAGAAACUUUAAAUCCAAGAAUUCAGCACGGAGAUUAGCCAAGCGUGUAAUUGGCGUUUGGGUCCGAUGAAACCUUUUCUCGACAUCAUCGUC
This is a messenger RNA of Diprion similis, 1159 nucleotides long. RefSeq lists its product as uncharacterized. The record is from RefSeq and is a predicted model, not a curated record. The transcript is spliced from 4 exons. The coding region runs from base 86 to 934 and encodes 282 amino acids. NCBI's taxonomy places the organism in Eukaryota, Metazoa, Arthropoda, Insecta, Hymenoptera, Diprionidae.